Lodderomyces pseudojiufengensis is the source of this 3270-nucleotide messenger RNA. RefSeq names its product Vid21p (gene VID21). The record is from RefSeq and is a predicted model, not a curated record. The transcript has a single exon. The coding region runs from base 1 to 3270 and encodes 1089 amino acids. NCBI's taxonomy places the organism in Eukaryota, Fungi, Ascomycota, Pichiomycetes, Serinales, Debaryomycetaceae.
AUGGUGAUUAAAAGAGCUUGGGAAGACAGAAUACAAGAACUUCUGCAUAUAACGAUUGAUCCUUUCUUACAAGAUUUAUCAAAGACUUGUUUAGAUGAAGCUACUAGAAUCACAUUUUUAAAUGAGUCGGAGGCAAAAGUUGAUCAGUUUUUCAAAGAUUCCAUCAUUAAAUCGAUGGAAGCUUCUAUAUUUUUACCACCAAUACUACGAAGGAAAAGAAAAUUAGAUGAAACUAAUGAAGAGACCGAGCCAAAUUCAAGUCAACUGAGACAACAAGCUCAAAAUAAUGAUAACAACCAGGAAUCACAACAGACGGAAGGACCAAAUGUUAGUCAAAAGAAUAAACUACCGCAUCAUACAUCCAAAAAUAAACCUUUUGACUCAAUAUCAUCAUUAAAAACGCAAAAACAGAUCGACAAAGAAGAACUAGAUAGCUUUUUAAAUCAAGAUCUAAGUCAAUUGGAAGUAUUAACUGUUCCUGAACAUUAUCCAUUAAAACCUCAAAGUGUUAGCUCAUUAACAGAAUUGUAUUAUUUAACUCAAACACUUGCAUCCAAUAAACUACUACCUGGAAGUCAUAAGGCCUUAAUGACCGAAAAUUACGAACUAGCUUUAUUAGAGGGAAAAGUUGCAGUUUUAUACUCGAGAAUUGAAGAAUUGAAAAGACAAGGUAAGUGGUCAUCUAGGCAACCAGAAAGAUUUUAUGACCCUUUCACCAGAUUCAAAAGUUUUACUUGGGACAAUUUAUUGAAAGAAGCUAAAUGGAUGGCUGAAGACUUUAAGGAAGCUGGCAAGUAUAAAAAAUUCUGUUGCGUAACGAUGGCUCAAGCAGUGAAUGAGUAUUGGACAUUAGGUAAAGAGGCAACUUGUAUUAAAAGGAAGGAACCAACACCGCCUGAAAAGGAGAUUGACACUGAUCAAGUCAUGAAAGAUGUUGAAAAUGGAGAAGAGGAGGCGGUUAAUGCAAAUAGAGAAGAGGUAACUGAAGCUAGUACUGAAGCUGGUAAUGAAGUGAAACAUGAGAAUGAAAACAUUAAUCCGCAAGUUAUUUUAAAAGAAGCAGAGAAUUCUCAAAUACAAAAACCCAAGGAAAAUUCGACAUCAUCAUUAUUCUCCAAAUUAGAAUUGAACUCAUCGGUUACUGUACUCAAAAUGGAAGAAAUAAAUAAAGUCGCAAAUUCUGUAUUAAAAUCAAUUCCUGAUUAUACUCCAUAUGAUGGAAAUAGAAUCGGUCAACCAAUUGAACCCAGGGAAUCUCCAAUUGUUGCUGUUUCGAAGUUAUUACUACCAUUUGAAAAUGAUCAAGGCUGGUACAAGGUUGUUUUAAAAACCAACAAUGAGAAUAAUAAUGAGCCACAUCGUUUGCCUGAAUACCAAAAGGGAGUUUUUGGUUCACAAUCACAUCGUAAAUUUCAAGCAUUGAAACCUCCAAAACCCCCAUCAAUCAGUAACAUUGAAUUCAGGUCUCCGACAAUUUGGCUGCCAGAGGACGAUAAACGUUUGAUACAUUACGUUGCUGAAUUUUGUUUUAAUUGGGAUCUCAUAGCUGAGCAUAUUCUGGUUGAGUCAUUUGCAACUAGUUUAAAAAAAUAUGAGUCAAAUAUUGAAAGAAGAACUCCUUGGCAAUGUUUUGAAAGAUAUAUUCAAUUGAAUCAAAAAUUUCAAUUCUCAGAUAUGAAAGGUGGGUAUUCUUAUCAUGCUCAACAAUGGCUCGAACAAGCUCAUAAAACUCAACUGACUACAAAAAGAAGAAUUUCACCAUUAGGUGUUGGUAAUGAAUCCAUUCAGAGAGGUCACAGAAAAUUAAGAUGGGCAUCGAUGUUUGAUGCCAUGAGAAAAGCUAUGAAAAAAAGGGAAGUAGCUUUAGCUAAGAUAAACCACAAGAGAUCAACAACUGAAGCUCAAAUGAAUCAACAAAAUAUAACGAAUGGAGAUAAACGAACAAAUGUGAGCAAAACUCCAACCCCAGCUGAAUUGUCCAAGUUGAAAUAUGAGCGAGACAAAGCCAUUCAACAAAAUUCAAGAAGUCGUCUCAUGCAAGCUGUGGCCCAACAACAACAGCAACAACAGCAUCCUAAUCCUCAGGCUCAACAACAACAAUUACAAAUGCAGCAGCAACGUUUGCAGCAACAACAACAACAUCAACAACAGUUUCCUCAAUCACAAAUACAUCAGCAGCAUCAACCUCAGCAACAAAUUCCAAUAGAACAACAACAACAACAACAAAGACAACAACAAUUACAACAGCAAUUACAGCAACAAGCUCAACAAAUGCAACAAAGAAACACUCAAAUUAAUCAACAAAUACCGAAACCAAUUCAACAACAAGUUCAGAAUCGAUUUCAAAAUCAACCUCAGCAUAAUUCAGAUUUUAAUCAAAAUCAAACUCCGAGACCUGAACAAAUUCUUCAAAGAGCUCAAAAUGCAGCAAUGAACGGGAUGUCAUCACAAACUCAAGUUACAUUGAAAGAUAAUCAAUUUCCGCAACAGAAUGCUAUGAAAAUUCCUACAACUACUAAAGAUGGCAAACAAUUAACUAAUGAACAAAUACAACAAUUAUUACAAAUGGAAAAACAAAGAAGAAUGCUUCAACAGCAACAAGGGCUUGAAUUUCAACAAUCAUUAUCAAAUCAAAAUAGUCCAGUUUAUGCUCAACAAUUAUUACAUCCACAACCACCUCAACAACAGCAUCUUCUGCCACAGCUGCAACAACUGCUUCUUCUGCCACAACAUCAACAACAAAAUCUUGUUCUGCUGAACUCUCCGAACAUGCAAUUCAAUGCAAAUCAACAACAACUUAGAGCAGGAAUGCUGCCAAAUAAUGGACAAAAUGCACAGAGAUUCUUUCAACAAUCACCACAACCGCAACAAAACAACAUUCAUCACAAAUUACCACAGCAGCAACAACCUCAACCUCAACCUCAACCUCAACCUCAACCACAACAACCGCAACAACAACAACACCAAAGACCAAGAAUCAAUAUUCCACCAGCACAAAUAUCAGCUAUUAUCAAUUCAAUUCAAAAUCAAAACCCAAAUCUUUCAAAAGAACAAGUUACUAAAUUAGCAGCUCAAUAUUUGAAUAAUUUACAACAACAAGCUCAAAAUAGAAUGAAUAAGAAUAUGUUAGCUCAACAACAACAGCAGCAACAGCCGGGUCAACAACAACGCCAACAAAUGAGUGCUACUGCAAGUCCUCAAAUGGGUCAAACUAAUAUACCAAAUAAUGGUGGAAACAACAACACUAAUAACAACAAGAACAAUACGUAG